Tetrapisispora phaffii CBS 4417 is the source of this 585-nucleotide messenger RNA. RefSeq lists its product as uncharacterized. NCBI's taxonomy places the organism in Eukaryota, Fungi, Ascomycota, Saccharomycetes, Saccharomycetales, Saccharomycetaceae. The transcript has a single exon. Bases 1 to 585 code for a protein of 194 amino acids. The record is from RefSeq and is a predicted model, not a curated record.
AUGGAUCCAUUCAGUUUAAAAAGAGAAAACCGGAAGAAAUUCCAAGACAAACAAAAGUUAAAGAGAAGUCAUCCUACGUCAAGUGCUAGAAAAUAUAGAAUCCUAAACAGACAAAAACAAGCAGAAGAGGACAAUACUAAAGGUGAAAAUGGAGAAGAUGAAACCAUAAAAGAGGCCCCUAACAAUUUAGACAGAUACGAUAAAGAAGAUGAAUCUGCAUUUGACGAUUUAGAGGAUACCCUUGUCUCGACUGUUGCGACAAACAAACUGAAAGAAGUAAUCAAGGCUAAAGAACAAAAUAACAUAACAGCAGAUAGAGAGUUACAGAUCUCUUCGAAUAAAGUCAAAACCACUAGAGAUCUAGCAUCAAUGGAUAUCAAAGAACUGAAUACAAUGCUACAGAGAACUACACUCAAUAACAACAUACCAUCGCAAGAAUCAACCACGAAUAAAUAUUCAGUGAUUUCAAAAGCAGAAAAAAGCCCAAUUGAACCUAAUACAGUCAAGAAAACAAGACCAACACAUGAAUCACUAGUGCCUCCAACAUUGAACAAAGACGAGGAUUUCUUAGACGGCUUAAUAUAA